This is a messenger RNA of Parasteatoda tepidariorum (common house spider), 1429 nucleotides long. NCBI's taxonomy places the organism in Eukaryota, Metazoa, Arthropoda, Arachnida, Araneae, Theridiidae. The record is from RefSeq and is a predicted model, not a curated record.
UAACGCUAUCAAACGCCUUUAUACGUUUUUAACGCACCUUCGUAAUUUUAAGUUUCUAAGUUUUAUAGCGUUUUGCGAGGCAAAACAAAAUGUAUCGUAGAAAAAAAAUGGGAAACAAUUCGCAAGAAGGCAUUUAAAAUUACAAUGAAUUUCGAACAAACUGGAAUUUCAAACUUCUAAGUCAUGCUGUUUUUGCGCAGCAAAACAAAAUGUCAAAUGUUGAACGCCUAAAGCAGCGUAGGCGGAUUUAACGAAUUUUAAAAUAGAGAAUUUAGUUUAAAAAUAGAUCGAAUGUUUUGCAAUAAUUCAUAAAAUACACCUCUUUUAUUCACUUUUCUCAGUUACGUAAUAAUGAUUAAGUUCAGUUUAGAUAACUUAUCAGAUAAUAGUAUUGUUCCUACACUAAAUUGUUUUUGUUAUGAAGAAGAUAUUUUCUGAAAGUAAAAAUUGCUACUUUCUGUUGGAAUCUAUAUUAAAAGUAAUAUUCAAGACUACAACUAUGAAAUAUACUGCAGCCGGAAUCAUUUUGCUGUAUGUUUAUGUUUUGGGAAGCAUAAAUUACAGUUUGGGUGCAACAGCUCCAGAUAAUAUCAUUAAAUUUGAUGACGUUCGACAACGUAUUCGUGACAAGACUAUCAAUGCAAACCAAGCACAGAAAAAAGAAGAAAGAUUUUUGAUCGGAACUGAUUUCCAAGAUUACCUUAAGUUGAUUGACUAUCAAACUAUUAUUUCUCUUCUUAUGAAUAAUAUUUUUGCUGCAUCUCCAAACAGCAGCUGUGACCGAGAUUUGAAGUAUGUAAAAGAAAAUAUUAAUUUCAAGGAUAUUCAAAAUUCUUGGGCUUUGAAAAUACUUGAUGCAUUUGGAAAACCAGAAACUGGAAUUUUAGAGGGAAAUUUAAAAUUUCUCGGGGAUUUCGAUGAGUGUAAAAGUGUGUAUGCUCCGAAGAAAAAGAACAGUGACGCCGGGAAUUUUCAUGGGAAAUAUUGCAGCUUGAAGUUGUCUGUGGAUCUUCUACCAAUGCCUGUGACUCUUGGCAUAUGUCUACCUGACACCUGUAAUCCAUCUGAUUUUAAUAUAUCAAAUUUUAUGCCUGCUUUGAAGCAAAUUACGAAAGGGUAUAAAAUAAAUUCUUUGAGUUGCAAACCCAAUUCUCUUAAACUGAGUGAUGGUGGAAUUGUAACAAUAUUUAUAAUCUCAGCAUUUUUAUUGCUCGUGCUCUUGGGAAGUUCUGUAACUGCACUUAAGCAUUUCACUGAGCCACUAAGCAAGCAAAAUAAUGUUAAUAUGGAAGGCAUUUCGAUUGACGAAGACACAGAAAAUAUAAAAAAUGAAUCCUCACUAAAUUCACUUGCACUACCUGAAAGAUCACCAAGUCAACUAAGAGGUAAACUAAUUCUGAUUUUAUAUACCUAAAUAGACAUAUUGAAU